AUUUUACUAUUUCUCAUACUAGAAUACUUUAUUAGACUAUUAUGUAUUUAUGAAAUCAAAUACAUCCUCAUAAGUGUUAAUACGGGUAACCACCUCACUCGAAACUGAGCAAGAAAUUCACAACUAUGGCUGCUGCAUUUCAACAACAGAUUUUCGCUCUUGAUGCUCGAUUUAAUGCUUACAGAGCCCCAAAUAAUCCAAGUUUUAAAACUUUGUACAUAAGGCGAAGAAGUCAGCUGCUCAGAGAAAACUCAAAGUUUAAGGACAUAGACACAAUAAAGAAGUACCUGCAUGUGCGUAGUCAGCUGCUGCAGCGGCGCUACGGGGUGCAGGACAACAUCUCUCUCUGCUCCUCCAGCUCCCGCGCGCGCUCCACCAGCAAAGCCAGCCUUGCUACAGAUGACUUUCCUGUAAACACAAAGAAAAAGAAUGAUAUGACAAUAUCAGAAAACUAUGCUUUCACAGGAGUACACCAUAUUUUUGAUCAGCACGUGGAACAAGUGAGCGUGGUGAAGUUCGCCAACAACGACAAGUCGAAGCUGGCGUGCGCGUCGCACGACGGCUCUAUCAGCGUGUGUGACGUCACGGCCACGCCGCCCGCCGUCACCGCCGUGCUGCGCGGACACACCAAGCCCGUCACUGACGUGGACUGGUCAGCCAUGAACGAGCUGCUGGUGUCGUGCGGGCUGGACGGCGCGCUGUGCCUGUGGGCCGCGCCCGCCGCGCGCCGCCUGCGCCGCGUGCCCGACCCAAGAGGGCGCGCGCUCCACGCCAUAGCGUUCCAGCCGAGCAAUAAUAAUAUGGUUAUUGCUGGUAACGACAGAGGCAUGGUGCAAGUUGUGAACAUUUCCACGGGAAUAUAUCCUAGAGGUGGAAGCAGUGUAUUGGGCGGGAUAGUGACGUCGAUAGCCUGCGAGUCCAGCGGCAGGAUGUUCUGGGCUGCCAAUGACAAGGGUCUAAUAGUAUCCUACGUAGUAUCCGGGGCGGGUGCACUCAGUAAGCUCCGGCGGCUGGCGCUGCGCGGCGCCGUGUCCUGCAUCAGCUGGAGCCCGUGGCUGGCGCGGCAUCCGGCCCUGCUGGUCAAUGCUAAUGACAACUCGCUGUAUUUGUUCAGGAUAGCGGACCGCGACGGCAGCCUAGUCCUCAAGAAGCGGUUCGACAUCCACCACUCUUCCCACUCUAUUCGCUCCACGUUCUGUCCCAUCAUGUCGUUCCGGCGCGGCGUGUGCGUCGUCAGCGGCAGCGAGGACUCGUGCGUGUACUUCCUGGAUAUAGAGGGACACGCUGAGCAGCCGGUUGUUAAUAAACUGCAAGGUCACGCGGCGCCGGUGCUGGGCGUGAGCUUCAGCUACGACGAGAGCCUGCUGGCCACCAGUGACGUCACCGGGCUCGUCAUCAUCUGGAGGAGGGGCUGAAUAGCAGUGGAGGAGGUCAGCUCACCGGAAUCUGAGUAUACUUCAGUAUUGCUAU
Plutella xylostella (diamondback moth) is the source of this 1470-nucleotide messenger RNA. RefSeq names its product WD repeat-containing protein 13. Lineage: Eukaryota; Metazoa; Arthropoda; Insecta; Lepidoptera; Plutellidae. The record is from RefSeq and is a predicted model, not a curated record. Gene Ontology annotation, molecular function: protein binding; promoter-specific chromatin binding. Gene Ontology annotation, cellular component: nucleus.